Molecule: messenger RNA, 3670 nt
Organism: Mya arenaria
Lineage: Eukaryota; Metazoa; Mollusca; Bivalvia; Myida; Myidae
Exons: 12
Coding region: 155-1336 (393 amino acids)
Source: RefSeq, a predicted model, not a curated record
UAUACCAUAAUGAUCAAGACUCAGAUCUACUUUCACUGUUCGGAAACUAGUUGUUUUGUUAUUCAGUAAACUCAUUGUGUUACAUACUUCAAGAACAUUAGCUUGUUUAUCUCAAUAACGUUUACCGGUGGUGAAGAUCUACACUAUAGGCACCAUGUCAACAGCGGAUGUUAAGGUCGUUGUCUUGCGUUCACCAAAUAAGAAAAAAACAGGUUAUUUCACCUUAAGUAUCGAUAUCGUGCCAAAGAAAAAUGCAGAUUCCGUUAUAAAGAAAAGGCAAAAAGAGAAUUAUGAAGUCGAUGACUGUAUUGUUCCACCAACGUCUCCCGAUAUUGAACUGCCUUUGGAUAAGGACAAGAAAUGCAAGGUUAAAUUAAUCAUCGAGGGAGGUCUCAAGCCAGCUGCAGUUAUGCAUGACGGCGAAGAUAUUAUAGAGUAUUCGGAAAAAGGUGCCCGAAAAGUUCUGCUUUUAGUUCCAAACAAUGUAUCGGACAAUGCCAGCAUUGUUUUCAAAGUCGGAGGCAGGUUCAAAGAAAGGAUAACCAUUGUUGAUGUCCCGUGUCAAACGGAAACAGUUUCUCCAGGACUAGCUGCGUUGAACAUCUCUGGUGGCGCCACUUCAAGAGACCAGACCUCUGUGAUUAUGACGAAUGCAGAUACUAGUAGUACAGGAGAAUCGACAGAAUUAAAGACGUCAUACAGAGGUGGUGACACGAGCUAUGACGCGGGUAAUCUUGCAAAACCCGUCCUUCCGAAUAGUGGGGUGACAUCAGUUCCUGAUGUCUCAGAUGAUGUCGUUGAGGGCGCUAUGCCAGUUUCAUCCACAACUCCAACGUCAGGUGGACCAUUUCCUGAUGGCAGUCAACCGCUUAUGGCUAAGCCGGUAUCUCCAGCACUUGUUGUCCAAAACAGGUCACAGCCCCAGUUUACUGUUGGUCCUGGUCCUAGCGUCCAGGAAGGAUCUUCGUAUGAGGCAGACGAAUCGGCCUACAAAAAUCUGCUAAGCAACAAAUCACUGAAGGUUCUUGCAAAUGUUAUCGGGCCAAAUGACUUCAACGCGCUAAUCAUUCUUCUCGAAGUUCCCGCAACAACGGUUCAACAAGAAAGACGUAAUCACCCAGGCGAUAUUGGGUCAGCAAACUUUGUAUGUUUACACCACUGGCGCAGCAGUGCGGGAUUGAAGGGGGAGAACUCUCAGGAAGCCGACAAAGACCUGUUUAAUAAACUUAUCGAAGCACUGACUGAGCUCAGAAGAAUUGACAUUAAGAGAGUUUUGCUGAAGGUAUUAGAGGAAGGCCCAAGGCAUCUGAGUGAGAAAGAUUUCCCAUACAUGUAAUGCUAAACUCACUCGAUCACUUAGUGUCGAGUGAGCAGUAUUGAUCGUAUGAUGUCUGUUUUCCGUCCAUCGUCCACAAUUGCUUCAAACUCUUCUUUCUUAAUCACUUUGUCAUUUCAGUCAAAUCCUACACAUACUACCUGUAUGACCAUCUUCCAAUUUUAUCUAAAGAAAUGUUUUCCAAUAAGAAUAGUUCACAACCUAUCUAAAAACGUGCCACGACUUAUAUAAAUAAAAAAAUAAUAAUUCACGAAAACGUCCCUUGAGUGGCAUUAUACCAUAUUAUUAAAACCGUCGGAAUACGUAAUAUACUAGUAUACUAGUACAUGUCGUAAGGUGGGUUGUGAUGGUUUCCCCUAUUUAUUUGUAAUAAUGGAAAUACUUAUUUAGAUUUUAAAAUAGUUUUACUCUAGUAGUCAUUUUACCAAAAUUGAUUAAGCUAUCUCCAUUUGGUUCAAGGCCAUGGCUGCAGAAAUCGAAGAUGGUUUCACCUUAUCGUUUGCAUACCACGAUUUAAAUUUCGUUAACAUUACAUACAUGAUUAAUUAAAGAGCGAAAACAAGUUAAGGAGGUGCCCGAUGGAUUUGUGUAUGUGACUGUAAACCAAACCGUUAAACACCCAUGGCCCGAUCGGAAAAUUAUUCUUGAGAAAUGUUCCUAGGAUGCCUAUCUGCUAAACCUGCUAUUGUCAAAUACAUCCUAUGCCAAUUUUAGGUGACAAUUAAACUAGCUUACUUAUACUCUUCCAUCAAGUUUUUUUCUAAGGACCUGUCCUGUGUCAUGAUGAACAAGAACUUAGGUGAGCGAUCAAGGGGUCAGUAUGGUCGUGAUGCGAAACCGGUUAUUAUGCACACAUAUUAUCUAUGAUCAUAUUCACUAACACUUUGGUCUAAAAAUAUUUGUUUUAUGUUACAAAACAUCAUUUCUAUCAUCAGUGUCAACAAAAAAAAUGUUUAUGACAGUAAAAUGUAGUAUUUGUAAAAUGAACCAUUUGACCACUUAUUUAGGAUUCGCUCCUUUGAAUCCUGAGUCUCAAACUCAGACUCAUGACGACAGUGUAUACAGGCCCUGAACUGUCUGCCCAAACCAUCCUACAGUUGCAUGUAGAGAGAUUAUUUAUUUUCUGAUUCUUUCUGCAUCAUGCAAUUGAUUUAGAUUUUUUUAAACAAUAACGCCGACUCAAUAUAGAGGAGAGUGCUUUUGAAGUGAUGUACCAUAAUUGUGUUAUUUUAAUAGAACUGACACUGCUUUUUCCAUAUUGUGUAUUUGUUUCAAGUAAUCUUUCCAUUAGAGCGAAUACGCCAAUUGUCAUGUUUUUGUUGUUCUUCAAGUGUAGAUAUAUUUUAACCACAAUAAGCUACUAUUUGUACUUUUACUUACUAAUGCAUCUUAAUAAAAUGUAUAUAAACAAGGAAUGUUUUUUUGCAAAGUUUAAAGGUUUAUCUUUAAAGUACACACGUUGAAUUCAUCCGAUUAUCUGUUUAAACAUCUAAAUCACUUUUCGUAUUCCUUGCUCAAAAAGACGAAUAAAAGCCAACGAAAAGUGUGCAUCAUGUUAAACCUUGUUUUAUUACAGCACAUUUUGAGGUUGUUUUUUAUUACAUACGCAAAAUUCAUACCAUAUAUUUCUAAGUUGUUUAUAGAUACACAUUAUUUGCUAAUGGGGUAUAAACUCUUGAUAUAUCUGUGCUAUUUUUCGACGGAUGUUGUUUCAAACAGAGUGCUCUAUUUCUUAAAUAUAUGUUUGUAACUCUUAUAGCUCAUGUAUUUUGCAAUCAGUUGGUGCUGGUUCCGUCUCUUACAUUCAAUGGUUAUUGGCCAAGCUUGUCUCGUAUAGCCAAAAUUUCCUGACUGUAUUUAACAACAAAACGUUACUGACUCUUGUCUCUUCCAACCAAAGCAACCAAAGCUAACUGACGUUUGUCUACCACUGCCAAAGGUUACUGGCUCAUGUCGCUUGUAGUCAAUAGUUACUUGUUCAUGUCGCUUGCAAGUACGCUCAUGUAAUAUCAUAGCAUUCAUUUAUCACAGCAUGACCAGCUAUCCUAUCUUAAUAACCAUCAUUCUGUAUUUUUUUUAUUUUGUCAUUUACGUGCUUAAAACAGUGUUGAAACAAAACAAAUAAAAGAGCUGUGAAAGGAUCUGAAAAUCGAACUUCCAGCAGGUCAUGACAAUCCCUGCUACAAAGCACGCCAAUUGUGCUAUUUUAAUCUUUGAGUUCCCACGCAAGGCCUUAAACUCGGAGGUUAUAAUGUAUAAAUGCCAUACAUUAAACUGGGGCCAGUUCCGGGUGAUUUGUGGUGUGUGUUUUUAGCUUGACACUGCAGACAGGUA